UCACAUUUUAACUCAAAUCUAUUUUCAUUUUAAGGGAGAAAUAGAAAAAUUUUCAUAAUUUCAGCUUGAAUUCCACGUGAAAUCAAACUACUAGGUGCCGAAUCUGCUGCUGGCACUCAUCAAGUUCGACAUCACAACUACUAUUUCUCUGCUUUAUAUCACAAGUUUAAAUUUUACUCUUUUAUCUCUACUUUGUUAUUUUCAAGAAAUUGGAGUAACAAAAAGAUGGCCAGAGCCUCUUCUCUGAGCUCUAUGCAACCAUGGGUACUCGUUGUUUUGUCGGCGUUUCUUCAACUGAUUCCGGGAUUGGCGGAUGACUCGUCAUCUUCAAAUUCUGGAACGAAAGCUCCGAGUCAUUCAUCCAGUAGCUCUACCAGAGUAGUCGUUCUUGGUUUGUGUCUCGGGAUGUUGGCUCUUGUUGGAUUUGCUUUUGUUCUCUUCAAGAUAUGGCAGAAGAAGAGGAGAGAGGAGCAGCAUGCCCGUCUGCUGAAGCUUUUCGAAGAAGAUGACGAUCUCGAGGUUGAGCUUGGCAUCAGGGAUUGAUGAAGAACAUUGCUUACCAAUGUACUCAUAUAUAAAUUUAGUAAAGGUGCGCUACCACUGAAUUCGACAUGUGCAUUUACUUUCAUUUUGAGCUUUUUGUCGGGAUUGACUAGUUUUAUGAGCGUUUAUAAACGAAUUACCAGUAUAGUUUACCAUAGUCAUCUUUGAAAUUGACCAGAUCAUGAUUCAAAGUAUCACUUCGGGUUAUUCAUCUA
This is a messenger RNA of Ipomoea triloba (trilobed morning glory), 758 nucleotides long. RefSeq lists its product as uncharacterized. Bases 226 to 543 code for a protein of 105 amino acids. The record is from RefSeq and is a predicted model, not a curated record. The transcript has 2 exons. Lineage: Eukaryota; Viridiplantae; Streptophyta; Magnoliopsida; Solanales; Convolvulaceae.